UAUUUAUGCCGUUAUUACAGCUGCAAUAUUAUUGUGAGAAUGAAGAGCAGCUCAUUCAACACAGACUUUGAGACGCUCCAUUUAUAAUCUUGGAACACCGUCGGAGAAUGCGUGCUGAACGCCGACAUUCUCUACGUGCAACAAGCCGGUAGCGUUGCUAAGCAACACACAGCUUAUCAGAAUUGAGUUCCACUCUAAUGGAGAAGAUGCAGGCCCAAGAAAUGAUGAGUGGCCUGAGGAUACCAGAGAUGGAUGAGCUUGGCCAGUUUUUCCGCUCCCUGCCAACAUCCACCUUGGUGGGAAUUGGCGCCCUGACAGCUGUGUUGGCAUACUGGUUGGCCACCAGGCCUCGACCUAUCAAGCCUCCCUGUAGUCUCCUUCACCAGUCUGAGGAAGUGCCACAUGAAGGUGGAGGUCGAAGAUCCAUGAUGGGUGAUCCGUCUAGAUUGCUGACUCAUUACCAUGAUGAUGCCAGGACCAUGUAUGAAGUCUUUCAGAGAGGCCUUCAUAUUUCUGGCGAUGGACCCUGCCUGGGCUCUCGACUCCCAAACCAGCCCUACAAAUGGAUGUCCUACAAAGAGGUUACUGCCCGGGCAGAGCAUCUGGGUUCAGGCCUUCUGCACCAAGGCUGCCAACCCAAUCCCACCCAGUUCAUUGGAGUGUUUGCACAGAACAGACCAGAGUGGAUCAUCUCCGAGUUGGCUUGUUACACGUACUCCAUGGUGGUGGUGCCCCUCUACGACACGCUUGGCGCAGAUGCUAUACGGUUCAUCAUUAACACUGCUGACAUCUCCACGGUGAUCUGCGACAAAGUCGAAAAAGCUCAGGUUCUUUUGGGCAACGUGGAGCGGAAGGAGACACCAAAGCUGCAAAGAAUCAUUCUCAUGGACACCUUUGGCUCUGAACUCGAGGAGUGUGGCAAAGGCUGUGGUGUCCAUGUGCAGGGCCUCCAGGAAGUUGAGGCUCUGGGCAGAGAGCACUACAGAAAACCUAUUCCACCAGCGCCUGAUGAUCUGUCCAUUGUGUGUUUCACAAGUGGAACAACAGGAAACCCCAAAGGAGUUAUGCUCACCCAUGGAAACGUAGUUGCGGAUUUCGCAGGAUUUCUUAAAGUCACAGAUAAAGUAAUUUUUCCAAACCAAGACGACUGCCUCAUCUCCUUCCUGCCGCUGGCUCACAUGUUUGAGAGACUAAUUGAGAAUGUGGUCUACUGCCAUGGAGGUCGGAUCGGAUUCUAUCAGGGCGAUAUACGGCUCCUGCCGGACGACAUGAAGGCCCUGCGGCCUACCAUUUUCCCUGUGGUGCCUCGGCUGCUUAACCGUAUGUAUGACAAGAUUUUCAGCCAAGCAAACACCCCACUGAAGCGCUGGCUGCUCAACUUUGCUGCCAAGAGAAAGGGGGCUGAGGUCAGCAGAGGUAUCAUUCGCAGUGACAGCAUCUGGGACAAAAUCUUCUUCAGUAAGAUUCAGGCCAGCCUGGGAGGAAGGCUGAGGAUGAUUAUAACAGGAGCAGCUCCUACCUCACCCACCGUACUGAGUUUUCUCAGAGCAGCUUUAGGUUGCCAGGUUUAUGAAGCAUAUGGACAAACAGAGUGCACGGCUGGCUGUACCUACACCACACCAGGAGACUGGACCUCAGGUCAUGUUGGGGCUCCUCUGCCAUGUAAUCUCAUUAAACUGGUGGAUGUUCCUGAGAAGAACUACUUUGCAUCUAAGGAUGAGGGAGAGGUCUGUGUGAAGGGUCCAAAUGUGUUUAAAGGCUACCUCAAAGACCCAGAGAGAACAGCUGAGACGCUGGACGCAGACGGUUGGCUUCACACCGGAGAUAUCGGCAAAUGGUUAUCGAAUGGCACGCUGAAGAUUAUUGACAGGAAAAAGCACAUCUUCAAGCUGGCGCAGGGUGAGUACAUCUCCCCUGAGAAGAUCGAGAACAUCUACAUCAGGAGUCAACCCGUGGCACAGCUCUAUGUUCAUGGGGAUAGUCUGCAGUCCUGUUUAGUGGGAAUUGUGGUUCCUGACUCUGAAGUGAUGCCUGAGUGGGCCAAGAAGAAAGGCAUUCUGGGCACUUACAAGGACCUUUGUAAAAACACGGAAUUAAAGAAGGCCAUACUUGAAGAUUUGGUGCAUCUGGGCAAAGCCAAUGGCCUACUAUCUUUUGAGCAAGUGAAGAACAUCUACAUCCACAAUGAGAUGUUCUCCAUCGAGAACGGCCUUCUGACUCCAACGCUAAAGGCCAAGCGACCCGAGCUCAAGGAAUUCUUCAAGAAGAAGAUUGACGAGCUCUACAGCAGCAUCUCCAUGUGAAGGCCACCGUGACCUUGUUUUCCUUUGAGUAUCCUGACACAAAGAUCUGUUUUGACCUGCAGUGGGACAAUUCUGCAUCUCAUGAGCCAGAGCAUGCUUUAGGGAAGCAAACCAAAACUGUCCCAAAUGUGGAAGAUUUAAAAUGGCUGUUCAAAACAACCUAAACAAGGAAUAAAACGUGAGACGGCACACAUUGUCACAUUUAUUUCUUUAAUUUAUGCAUUUACUGUAUAAAUGACCUCAGCUAUAUUCUUAAGUGAUUGUUGUUUAACUUUUAUUCGGGGAUAACUGAAUAAGUUUUUUUUGUGGCAUGAGUUCACCACAUUAAAAACCAAUCAAAACACAAGAAGCAAAUCAGUGUUUAACACUGCAUUGUCCACCAGAGGGAGGCAUAGAGCUGCAUAUCCUGCAUAUGCAAAGCACUACUUUCCUUUACAUUUUUAUCAGCAUAAAAUAUUAAAUGCAAAAGAAAUAUAUAUGACAAUGUGUAUUGUUACAUAUAUUUCAUACUGUCUUUUGUUGGAUUGGUUUUAAAUUAGGCAUAUUAAAUCUUACCAACACUGCUACCUGCUAUCGAUCCAAACAAAUUACAGCUCAGAUCGUAGAAUCAGAAAAAAAAACAUUCAACACUGAGCAGACCAUCUUUAUGUCCUGUCCCUCUCUUACCCUCCCCAUCAGUUUUAAUCAGCCAGACAAACAAGUGUACAACCACAAGUUCAGUGUAAUUGUGUGUAGAGUAACUCCAGGAGAUAUCUAAAAGUGGGAAACAAAAGACUGUAAUCCACUCAAAAGCUGUCUCACAGUGGAGACUGAAAAAAUGUAAAUCCAGCUUUCAGAGCUUCUCCAAAUCUUUUAAAUCACUGCUCUGUUUUAUGUGGGGCAUUUACCCAAAUUAAACUCUAUGUUUUUAAGUCAUUCAUUACAGGGAGAGUCAUCAUUACGUGGACUGUGGCCAGACGUUCAGCGUGCAUGCACUAUUUUCAAUGUAGAGAACUGGCCCAGAUUAAACUGUCAUUUCAGCUGGUGCAAUUACUGCUUUUUUUUCAUUCAUUUCUGCACUAAGAAUAGGUCUGGUGAAAACAAACAAACAAAAAAGGAUGAAUGAGUGAAUGCCUAACCAGGGCUUAGGGCAAAGCAUGCAGUUUGCCAUGCAAUGCUGAGACCAUUUGGCUUUCAAUGCAGAUGGUUUUACCCUGAGGCUGUAUGCAGCUGCCUACAACCGCUGUUACAUUGCUGGGUUAUGUAACUCUGGUAAUGGAAGGUUAAUAGAACAAACGACAACUUUAAAACAUAGGGAACAUUUGUUUUGUUUGAAGGAUUUACUUAUAGUAGUAAUGCAUACGCUUUUAGAGUUGAUUACCGUCCCAAAGCAUAAACAAUGUGGAUGUAUAUAAAUGAGGACAGGUAGAUGUAAGCAUAUUUAUUCGAAUCAACCGUUUGAAUUAUUUCUUUUUUGUUCUUCUCUUUUUUGCGUGUAGUAGGAAGAAUUGUACUUUAUUUAUUUAUGUAUUAUGAUGUACAAUGGAAUCAGCACCAUAUCCUUGUAAUGAUUGAUCGCUGCAAAAGGGAUGAGAGUGGGUGGGGAAAUAGGAGCAGGGCAGUGAAAUAAAAGAUAUUCUGGAAUGAUUUUAAA
Girardinichthys multiradiatus is the source of this 3936-nucleotide messenger RNA. It is a transcript of the gene acsl6, whose product is annotated as acyl-CoA synthetase long chain family member 6. Gene Ontology annotation, cellular component: endoplasmic reticulum; membrane. Gene Ontology annotation, molecular function: arachidonate-CoA ligase activity. NCBI's taxonomy places the organism in Eukaryota, Metazoa, Chordata, Actinopteri, Cyprinodontiformes, Goodeidae. The coding region runs from base 198 to 2303 and encodes 701 amino acids. The transcript is spliced from 21 exons. The record is from RefSeq and is a predicted model, not a curated record. Gene Ontology annotation, biological process: very long-chain fatty acid metabolic process; long-chain fatty acid metabolic process; long-chain fatty-acyl-CoA biosynthetic process.